UCACUCCUUUUUAUUUGCUAUUUCGCCUUCUAGUGUUUUUCCCUUUUCUUUCUCUUCGACCUCGUCAAUGAAUUCUAAAUUCAUAUUACUCGUUUUUUUCCCCAUUUGAAUCAAAAUGAAAAUUUUCGAAUACUCUUUCCGGUCUUAAUUUUUUUUUUCCUCGUUAGAUUUGUUACCUCAUUUCAAUUCUGCGGAAAAAAAAAACAGAUAAAAAGAGUUGAUUUUUUUAUAUAAGUUUUUUCGUGGAGGGAGGAAUUGUUGUUUGUAAUCAAUUAUAAUGUCGAACUACAAGAUGAAGAGCCUCUUGAAGGGGCUUAGGUACAUCUCUCAAAUAUUUGAAAACGAAAAAGAACCAGAGAUGCAGAUCGGAAAUCCGACAGAUGUAAAACAUGUUGCUCACAUUGGUUGGGACGGAGGCGCCGUCGACUCACCCACCUGGAUGAAUGGUUUCAAGAACCACCCGGGUGGAUUUUCCUCGGCGCCUCUCGGAGACAUUAAAGAGGAUGCUUCGUGGGUGUCCGAAGAGUCGACAAGGUCAAGGGAUAUGCCGGGAAUUCCAAGAUCGUCGAGGAGCCACCGUCCAUCAAAUCUGGGAUCUCCGACAAAAUCUGAGAGGUCGUCGAGACGUCGUUCGUCCAAUCCGGACGGCCAUUCCAAAUCUUCACGCAAAUCCAAAGAUUCUUCCGACAUUCUCCCCGACGGUUCCAGAAAAUCCCGGCGGAAAAAAUCAAAAGAUUCCGCUAACGGUGGCGGCGGCUCUUCCAGAUCUUCCCGAAGAGCUCGAGAUUCCACCGACUCCAUGUCCGUCCCUAAUUACGACGAAUGAUUACUCAGUAAUUAUUUAUUUUUUUAAAUUAUUAUUGUUGUAACUUCAUGAGGACAUGCUCUACACACUUUAUGAGUACUACUAGAUGUUAGAUUCUUUUUUUGUUUGUAAAUUACUGUUGUGGGAUUAUUGGCGGCUUAAAAAAAAUAAUUUUGUUCUGCUUGGAGA
Tarenaya hassleriana is the source of this 994-nucleotide messenger RNA. RefSeq names its product CRIB domain-containing protein RIC8. The transcript has 4 exons. The coding region runs from base 278 to 826 and encodes 182 amino acids. Lineage: Eukaryota; Viridiplantae; Streptophyta; Magnoliopsida; Brassicales; Cleomaceae. The record is from RefSeq and is a predicted model, not a curated record.